AUGAAACUUCAAAGCUUUUACCUUCUUACUGUCUUUUUCAUGGGUUUAUUUGUUCUUAAAAGCCAAGCAUAUACGGCCACAAUAUCGGAGAAUUUGUCUGCUUUUUGCAGAGUUUGGAUAGAAGAUUCCAAUCAUUUUCGCAUAGCUGGUGAUGGAAAAGGACAUUACCGUGGUUGUGGUUCAGUUAAUUUUAACCACAUUGAUUUUAACGAUCAACAGUACUAUAUUGUUGUGAAAGUUGAAGGUAGUACGAAGGAAGAAAAAGUCCGAGGUCCUUUCGAUAGCAAUCAUUCCUGUAGUUUAUAUGGCGAAGUUGAUAGUUGGGGAUUUGACUGUUAA
This is a messenger RNA of Rhizophagus irregularis DAOM 181602=DAOM 197198, 339 nucleotides long. RefSeq lists its product as uncharacterized. The record is from RefSeq and is a predicted model, not a curated record. NCBI's taxonomy places the organism in Eukaryota, Fungi, Glomeromycota, Glomeromycetes, Glomerales, Glomeraceae.